CAUUGACGGUGAUCGUUUCCGGUUGAUAUAUCCAAACAAGACUAGCGUGCUCACAGUGUAAAGGACCGUGGCGGGAACUUAAGGAAGGGAAUACCGCGUGUUAACUGCCUAAAAAGUUUGAAAAUGGGUUGUUGCAAAAGGACAUCGGACAAGGCUGAGGUGACAGCAGAUCCAGAUGUGGCUGUGAUUGGAGAGGGACAAGUUGUUAUGAAAAAGCAGAUCAGUUUGUUCCAGGGAGUUGCUAUAAUUGUUGGAAUAAUAGUUGGAUCAGGUAUAUUUGUGUCGCCUGUUGGGAUAUUGCAGAAUGUCAAAUCUGUUGGGAUGUCAUUCGUUUUAUGGGUUGUGUGUGGAAUAUACAACGCUUUGGGCGCAGUUUGCUAUGCUGAAUUAGGGACAAUGAUUCCCCAGUCGGGCGGGGAAUAUGUGUAUAUCAGGCGGGCAUUCGGAGACCUAGCAUCGUUUGUCUGUCUCUGGAUCGAUUUUGUACUCGUCUGUCCAGUGGGCAUAGCUGCGAUGGGCCUCAUGUUUUCUGUGUAUCUGCUGAAGCCCAUCUAUCCAGAUUGUGAGGUUCCAGAGCUGCCGAGUCGCCUCCUUGGGGGUGUAAUUACAUGUCUGCUGGUGGCUGUGAAUUGUGUAAAUGUGAAAUGGGCCACGAAGGUCCAGGUGGUCAUCACCAUCAGCAAGUUGAUCGCCCUGGCAACCAUCAUCGUCAUUGGCUUCUACUUCAUUGCCAAAGGAGAAACAGAGAGUUUUGCUAACAGUUUUGAGGACAGUGAUACAAGUGCGGGAUCCAUUGCCCUCGCCUUCUACUCUGGCUUCUGGGCAUAUAGCGGAUGGAGUUACCUGAAUUUCUUGGUAGAUGAACUUGUUGAUCCAGUCAAGAACCUGCCUCGGGCCAUCUUCAUCUCCAUGACGCUGGUGAUCAUUGUGUAUCUGAUGGCGAAUGUUGCCUACCUGGGCGUCCUGUCACCACUCCAGAUGCUCUCCUCUCCGGCCGUUGCCGUGACGUUUGCUAACAGCACUCUUGGACCACUGAAAUGGUUGAUGCCAAUUCUGAUUGCCAUCUCAGUCAGCGGAACCAUGAACGGAACAGCCCUCUCCAUGUCUAGGUUGUUUUUUAUUGGAGCUGGCAACAACCAUCUGCCCCAGGUUAUAUCCAUGAUCAACUACAAGAGACUCACACCCAUGCCCUCCUUGCUGACAAUUCUUGUGUUGACGCUGAUAUUCCAGAACUCUGGAGACAUUUUCUACCUGAUCGAGAUGGAGGGGUUCGGGUUUGCAUGCAUUCUCGUGAUGACCUUUGCCAGCCAGGUCUAUCUCAGAUUCAAGGAGCCCGAUCUCAAAAGGCCUAUCAAGGUGCCUAUUGCCCUACCGAUCGUGUUAUGCGUCGUGAGUUUUGCCAUUGUGAUCCUGACAUUCUACCAGAAGCCCCAUGAGAGUUUCCUUGCCCUCGGGCUCGUCGUCCUUGGCAUCGUCCUGUAUCUCAUCUGCGGCAAGUGGAAGAACAAGCCCAAAACUUUCCAGAGUAAAAUGGACCAUGUGACAAGGUUCAUCCAGCGGCUGUUGCUGGUGGUACCUCCGGCCAAGCCUGAAGACCUUCAGUUUGAGUGAACACCCGAUCUAGUCAGUCAUGUAAUACCAAAAUAGAAAAAACAAUAUGCCAGUACAACACCAAGCCAUGUCAAUGUGUUUAGCAUCUCACCAGCUGAAUAUUGUACCAAUGUAUGGAAUAUUUAGCUGUUAUCUUAGUGAUAUGGAUCUUAGUGGUCUGUUUGAAUGGCUGUAAUUCCGUUGAUGUUUUUUGAAGGAAAGUGUUUUCAAAGAUCAGUUUGCCUAUUUUCAGUUCAAAUGGCUUAUCAGUGAUUGUUAUUUCUUAAAAGCAGUCGGACCCAGUCCAUGUAAAUGAAUUGCUAAUUGUGAAUUAAAGUAAUCAUUGCACAAAUGGUUAGAUUUGAUUUUGAACAGUUACUGCCUGUGACAAAUGUAAAUGAGAGUGAGAAUGGGCUAGUGGUAUAGGUGUCUACCUCUCACCCAAGAGGUUGUGGGUUCGAUCUCUACCAGGGGUACUUUCUCACGACCUCACAGAAUUGACACAAGUACUGGUUUUAAUCCAGGAAAAGGACACAAGAGUGAUUCUGUAAGCUAUCAGCUUUAGUCAUAAUCGAGCUAAAAAGAGUAAGUAUAAACUUAAUGGGAAGACUCAAAGAGUGUUGAAUUUUUUUUUUUAUUUGAAGAAGAGUCGAAAUGUUCCCUAUAUUGGGCUCUUGUUAACCAAAGAAGCAGCUAUCAUAAAUUAUGUGGUUUCCUGUAUGGUAUAGUCUUCAUUUUCAGGAAGAACCCAUCUAUUUUCCAUCUCAAUUUCUAGUCUGGUGUGCCAUUAAAAUUGACUAAAUUUUUACGGUACAUUUAAGUUAUGCUUAAAGGGCAUAAAACAUUGUUAGCUUUCAAUUUAGGAACCUAAGAUUUGGAUUUUAUUUUAUGUUUAUUUAGGAAUGCUGUGUAUGUGUUUAAAUGCUAACAACUGUUAAGAUUACUAUAUUUGAACUUAUACCAGUUAAUAGUGAAAUUUGGUUGGUCUCAUGGAAAUGUAGCGUGGAAUUACAAUAAUAAUUGAGUUUUUGGAGUGUUAAACCUAAGAAUAUUGUUCAUAUUAGUUCUUCCUUUGCAGUGGUGUUCUGGUCCAAACUUCUCGAAACUUCUUAAGCUUAACAGGCUUAAGUAGCUUAUUUCAAUUCGCCAAAAUACACAUGUACAUACUUGAAAGAAAUGAUUUUGAUAAAUGAAAAAUUAUUAUUAUGAUUAUCAUAAAGACAAUUCCGAUCUAAAGUCUUAAAACACUGAAACAUGUAAAUAGUAUGCAAAUUAAAGAGAUUUCAGAAGUUUCGGCAAAUUUGGGCCUAUUGUUCUAGUUUAAAAUAAUAUUGUGUAAUUGCUAUGUUAUAUAUCAUGUUGAUCUUUUAAGAAGGCAUUGUCAGCUUUUUACAAAUUUGAAUUUACAUUUCGAUUCAAUAAGAACUAUAACUUUUUUAAUAAGAUUUGUGUUACACAACUAAGUGAAAAGAUAAGAGAUUUAAAUAGUGGGUUUUUGGAAGAUGCUGAAAGCAACAUUUUUACUUUUUCCUAGUAUCUAGUUGGGUACUGGGAAGCUUUCCAGGGGUCUAAAUUAACCCUUAAAUUACUUUUGUAUUCCUAACUUCAUGUAUAUGCAAAUGAACUCGUCAAAGCUUGCUAUGCCCCUUUAAGAAGACCUGUAUUUCCACUGCUAACUUGUUGUUAACUAAGGUCCUCAACCAUUGCUGAGCUGAUUCUGUCCACUGCUUUGUCAAAGAUCUCCACAAUAAAUGUUGUUGUUUUUCAUGUCUUAAGGCUUUCUGUAAGAUUGUAGUCAGACUAUUGUUAAAAAACAUUAGUAAUUUCUUUAUGACAUGGUUUCAAAAAGUUAUGAUUUAAAAAAAACCUUGAUAACUUUGUUAACCCAUUUUUCAUGCGUGAAAUGGAAAUAUUUUUAAUCAAUCAUGUAUGAUAAUAUCAUAUAUUACAAUAUUAAUAAGAUAAUAAAUACAUAUAGAUGUAUAAAAUAUUUUUACAAAUGAUAUACAGAUUUCGUGAUUUUAUUUUUAAAUUUAGAGUAUGGAAUUAAAAUUAAAUCUGAUUGAAAAAUGUUGUCAGCUCACAAUCUGACAUGAUCUUUUUGCCCUGUCUAUAUUGUUUGCUGUUUGUUGUUUGCCAUAUUGCCAAUGUUGCUGAUCUAUCAGGAGGAUGUGUACAUGUAUACACUACUGUUAUAUUUAUGUUUAAAGAGUUGCUCAUAAUUAUUCUUAUAAUUAAGUUAAUGUAAAUAUUGUUGUUGUAAUUUUUAUCAGGGUUAUGAUUUUAUCUCAUCUUACAGUCAUGAUGUAUAUUUAUACAUUGAAGUUUACAUAUUAUCUCAUAUGUUUACAUGUAUGUGUACAUAUCAUCUUGUAUGUUUACAUGUAUGUGUACAUAUGAUCUCGUACACAUACAUCUAUGUGUACAUGUUAUUUCUUACAAUGACAUGUAUGAGAACAUGUUAUCUCGUACAAUAACAUGUAUGUGUACAUUUUAUCUCAUAUGUUUACAUUUAUGUGUACAAAUAAUCUUGUACAGAUACAUCUACGAGUUCAUGUUAUUUCGUACAAUAACAUAUACGUGUACAUUUUAUCUCAUAUGUUUACAUGUAUGUGUACAUAUGAUAUCGUACACAUACAUCUAUGAGUACAUGUUAUAUCAUACAAUUACUUGUUUGUGUACAUUUUAUCCCGUAUGUUUACAUGUUUGUGUACAUAUUAUCUCGUACAUUAACAUUUAUGUGUACAUAAAACCUAUUACUAUUACAAGUAUGUUUAGAUAUCAUAUUGUACGAUGCGAUGUAUGUGUACAUAUUAUCUCAUACAAUUACAAUUUUGUAAACGUAUGAUCUUUGAUCUUGUACAUUAACAUGCAUGGGUACAUGUUAUUUUAUAAGAUUAUAUGUAUUUGCACGAUUCUCAUGUUUACAUGUAUGUGUACAUGUUAUCUGGUUUGAUUUCAUGUAUGUGCACAAUUCCCAUAUGUUUAUAUGUAUGUGUAGAUUUUAUGCUUUAGCUUUGCCUGCGGGGUAUUACCGGUACACUUAUUAUAUGUGUUUUCAAGUAUGCAUACUUACGUACACAUAAUUAUACAUUGUUAUUGUAUAGUCGUUAUGAAUUUAUUUGCAUGUUAGAAUUGACUGAUGAAGAUGGAUUAUAUGAAGAAUCUUACUUUGUUAUUAUUUAAAUUUUUAUUCUACAAAAAACAAUAAUUCUUAGAUUUGCAUGGCCAAAUAUAUGAGCAUAUAUGUUUGAGGAUUGUUUUGUCUUAGUUGGUUCAUGUUUAAGGUUUUGUUCAUUAAAACAUAAUUAUGAAAUUUAAUCUAUUUAAUAUGCAAACUGUGGUAAAUUGUAAAAAAAAGAAAUCCAAAUAUUAUCAUGCAAUUUCUACACAAUUAUAAUCUUAAGACUUGGGAAACAUUUUCAAAUUGGGUCUUUCAGCUUUGGGCAUGUAUUCCUCAUACUUGCACAAUUCCUGGGCUUGACCAUUAUCAGCUGUUACAGGGCUUCUAUUAAGGGAAGUUUGGAAGUAUGUUACUCCCUAGAUAUGGGUUUAAACUUCCAAACUUGAUUCCUUGGAAGUGCAAAAACUUCCAUAAUUUUGAAGAAAACUUUAAAAUUUGAAAGCUUGGAAGUUCCAAACAACAAAACAUUGUGUCAAUAUUACUUUUAUGGUCACAAUUUCAAUCAGUGUUAAAGUAAAAUGAAUUAAUAUAAAUCUGUGGAUGAUGAGUAAUAGUUGCAAAUUAUUUGAUUUUUAUCAUACUAGUGGAAAAAAUAUUGUAUUCGGGAGACUUAAACUUCAACAUUUCAGUGAAAAACUUCCAAUAUUGAUGGACAGGAAGUUCAUUCCUUCUAUUUUCAAAUUCUUAGUGGAAGCCCUGGCUGUUAGAACCCCUGAAACAUUGUGUAAAUUGGCAAUUCCCCCUCAGAUAUCUUACUUAUGUAUUUUGAAAAGCUUUGUGAAAUUUUGGAGGGAGUGAGAGGGUGUUUAAUGUCAUUGUUGCGAUGUGAAAUGAUGUGCAUGACGUGGGAAUGUAACAUUUUGACAUCAUUAAAGAAGAUCUGUUUUGGCCUCUGAAUCCUAAAGCAUUUUGGUCCUGAACUUUUUCUUUACUAACAAGCGUGGGAAUAUCACAUAAUAUGUUUGUAGUUUGACAAAUGUCAAAUCAUUACAUACCUUUAAAGAGAUAUAUGCUUUAAAAUGGAAAUAAAAGUAUUCUGAUUAAGCCUACAAAGUAUGAUUAUAGUGGUUUGACUUGAAGUAAAAUUUUAAGUAGAAAGUUGAGAACAUUUUUAUUCAAAAUUAAUAACCACUGCAGAGAUAUUCCCUUGUCAGUCAAAGAUUCCUUGUUAAAUUUUGGCUUUUUCAUUCAAAGGUCUACACUGAAUGCCACGCAUACAUGUUUAAAAAAUCGCUUUUGAUGUAUGGUUGUUGUCAUGUACAAAUGUAUCAGUUAUUUGUUAUGUGCUAAUGAUUUUAUCUUACUGAUUGAAGUUUCUCUAUAAUUGACUUUGUUUUGAUUUGUUAAAGUUGUAUAGAAGUUAUCCUUUUAAUAAUGUUGUUUUGCUUUGGUUUAUGUAUUUAAAGUGACUAGACACCAGAUGAUACCAUUGCAAGAAAACUUAUGGGUACAUAGAAUUGAUAUCAUUGUGUACAACGCAUUGAAUCUUUCUUAGUGAUGUAUCACAUUGAUUACGAUCUUUUGCAGUGUUUGCAUAUUUUUCCACUUCAAUAUUGACUGGGUCUGUUUGUCUCGUAAAUCCCAGUAAAUUUUAAAAUAGCGAUGGUAUAUGUAUCUUUACUCAUAACAUGACUUUCACAUGCUAAAUAUAGACACUAUAAACUGGUAAAACAUUCUGCUAUUUUAAAACCUGUUAACACAGCUGAGACAACGAAAAAAUAUUCUUUUUAUCAUGUAAAUGUAUAAUCGGCCUCAUUAUCAGCCUUACUGACUUGUAUUGAUAAUUCUAGGCUUGUUUUGAGGAAAAACUGUAUUUGCCAAUUUUCGGCCCAUUUGGUGUCUAGUCCCUUUAAAGUGAAUGUUAGUUAAUCUCUAAACUGUUAAAACCACAGUCCAAACUCUAAAUGAAGUAUUUAUGUGCAUGUAAAUAAUAAACAAUGUUUUGAUCAAGCUGAAAAGUCAUACGAAUUCGGCAAUGCUCUAUUUGAAUGUUUUGGGUUGGACUUAAAGUGACACUCUUACUCAAAAUCAAUACAUACACAUGUAUGACAAACAUACAUUUUGAGUGAUAAACAGUGGUAACGAUUGACGGGUGCAUUAAGGGUUGCUUAAUCAGGUUUGGCCAUUAUAACUAGUCUGUUUUUCAACAACAAAUACUGUUUUAUGUUUGAACUUUAUUGAAUUUAUAUUGAAAUCAGGUCAGCAGUUUCUAAGGUGAUUUUCCUUUCCGUUGCCAUGGCAACCAGAAUUCCUUAUGGAAUCACAUUUUUGAAGGAAUCUGUAAUAUGAAUCAGGUUUGGCCAUUAUAACUAGUCUGUUUUUCAACAACAAAUACUGUUUUAUGUUUGAAUGUCUAACUAACAUUCCUAACUCAAUCCCAUGAACAGAGUACAGAAGGUAGAAAAAUCAGCUCUCUGUAUGCUUUAAUGUCAAAUGUUGCUCUCCCUGAGCAAUUUUUGAUCACUGUGCAUGGAGUAUACUUUUGCAGGUUUAUUGUUAAUUAUUUGUUACUUAAAGAUGCACUAUUACUCCCAAAUAAGAUUUAACACAUUUAACACAAUUGUUUUAAUAUACCAAAAAAGGAUCAACAAAGGUCAAAAACAAUGAUGCUUAUGAAGGAUACAGUGUUUAAUUUUAAAGAAAUGUGCAGAAAACACGGUAUUUCUACCUUAUGAGUCCAUAGUGGAUCGCAGUAAAUCUUUUAGCAUUCACCAAUCAUUUAAUAUUUUUGCGUUUUCAGCUAUUAAAUACAUGGCGAUAAUAUUGUUAAUAGUAAUUAAUAAUUAUAAUAAAUGCUUUAUUUAGUAAGUAGUUGAGGGUUUAUCACUCAAAAUUUAUGUUAGUUUUACAUGUGUAUGUAUUGAUUUUGAAUAAGAGUGUCACUUUAAUACUGAGAUGCCACAGACAUUGGUUAAUUAUGCACAUACAUGGACAACUAGUAGGUUAAUUAAAGGUUAUCUAUGAUUUAAUACAAUUUGAUUUAAUAUAGUUUACGUAGCUAUUAAUGCUGGACCAGCAUCUUGCUAAGGAUUCAUUUGUAAUUGCAUUUUUGAUUGAAAUGAUUCAUUUAAAAGAGAGGUAAUAAACAAUAUUUACUAUGAUGAAAUAGCAGUUUUAUUAAUUUGUUUCUUCAAAAACAUAAUGUCUAUAUAAAAACAUCUGUCAAUGAAAAAUUUAAAUAUUUUCAAACUUAACUUUUUGUAAUUUCAAUAUGAAAUUUAACCAGUUUUAAUUUUUUUGGUUAAUGAUGAUUGAUUAUUACCUUUAGUUUUUUUGUCUUCUAUUAUAAGAGUAAUUAUGAGAGUUAAGGGGAUUUUGGAAAGUUUGAGGUAAGACGGUGUUAUUCAUUACAGUUUUUACUUACAGAUAUCUCUGAUUUUGAAGUGCUUCUAACUUUGAAUCUCAUAUUUUACACAAACAAUCGACCGAUUGAUCAGAACCUUGUUAAAGUUAACAACGUUGUUAACGUCAUUGUUGUUAACUUUUAAAUCAUUUCUGCUCUGGAAGUUUAAUGGAUACAUUUGUGAUCUGAAGUACUUCUAACAAGAUUUGAGACACCAUUUCAACUGUACUUCUUUUAAUUCAAUACACAAGCACAUCAUCAAAUAAUUCACAACAUUCUUGUUAAUCACAUUGUUAACUUUAACAAAGAUCUGAACAAUCUGCCCAUUGCAUUUUGCAUGUUGUAACUUGUAUACAUUUAGUUACUACAAAUGAUUAAGUUUACACUCAUUUUUAUUCUGAAUGACAAUAUAUAUUAUCAUUAUAGGUUUGUCAACCAUUGCUACAGUUGUGUCCUGUUGUGUAAUUUUGACCUGUGUUAAAUAGUCACAUUUUAGAAUAGGUGCUGUGUGAAUAUUUUUUUAUGAAAUAAUUAUUAUUUAAUAAAAUUAUAUUUUAAGCAUACUGUACAUAGAAAGUAUAAAUAAAUUAUUAUUAUAAAUGCUGUUUUCUUUAGAGUGAACUAGCUUAUUUUCAAAAAAAUAAAUCAUAUUUUUAUUAAGCUGUUCCUUUAAACAUAUACAGGAAUGAGAGACUUGGCUUAAUUUUAAGUAGAGGCAAAUGAUAAAGACAGCCUCAACUAGGAGUUAGUCUCAAGUCGCAAAUCAUCAUUUCAUUAUAAUUUUCUUUCUCUCUUUGAAUAUUAAUUAAUGAUACAAUUUGCUGAAUUUGAUAUCUGUAUGAAAAUGACAUUUAAUUUUAGUAAUAGGAGUGAAAUAAAGACAAUUCUGUAUAAUGUAAUAAAAGUUCUUUACUAAGUCGGGUCAGUCUGGAGACUGUUCCUUACAUGGGCACAGAAGGAGGACACAAGGACAUUAAUGAAGUAAACUACAUAUGUUAUAUAAUAACAAAUCAUCUUUCAAACUCAUGCUCAUUUAUCCUUGAUGAACUAGAUUUGCUUGCACAUUUUGUAAGACCUAUAAGCAAGACAAAGCAGUUAUUGAUUGCAAUCUUCUCACACACAAAUGUAUUAUUUAGUGACAAAUGUACCCAACCAGACCCCGUGAACACCCAGUGAUUUUAACAUUGGUGUAGAAAUGAAAUUCUGCAUUAUUUUCAUGUUAUUUGUGCAUGCGUUCUUUGAAAUGAUCUUGACAGUUAGACCUUAAAGCUGCACUCUCACAGAUUGAACAUUUGAGAGCUUGAUUAUUUUUUGUCUUGGAACAAGCUAAAUGAUAUACAAAUACAUGGAAACCAGUGAUAAAAGACUGCUGACAAAAAAUCAGAUCGCAGAUUUUCAUAGUUUAGUUCAGAAAUUUAAAGUUGUUUUUUUUUUCAUUUUUCUUAUACUGCUAGUAACGAUUUCCGAACGGAAAUAUAAAAAUAUGAAAAUCUGCGAUCUGAUCUUUUGUCAGCCGUGAUAUAUCACUGGUUUUCAGAUAUUUACCCAAAAAUUGGCUCAAUCGAAGACAAUUUUUUUUUAAAAAGUUGCCAAAAUGGUAUAUCUGUGUGAGUGCAGCUUUAAGACUGCUUUAAGAUGUAAUCUUAAUGAUCUUCUGUUUGGCUUUUUGUUAAAAGUACAUCACCAUCAUACAUGAUAUUUUUUUCCAUCAACCAAAUACUGGUCAUAUUCUGUGAACAUCUAUAAUGUGACCCAUAACUUGCUUGUUUGGGUCUUAAAGGGUUACUUACAUUUUGUAGAAAUUAAGAAUAUUUAAUAUUUUAAUUUCACUGAUUAGGUAAAGGUUUGGAUAUUACAGGACAUGAUAUUUGAAUAGAACAGGAUAUAAUAAUGUUAGUACAAAUUUGCAUUUUUAGUUAUUAUAGAUAGAUAUCUCAUAUCAUUUGCCAUUUUUUAAAGGAAUUAAAAAUGAUUCCCAUCAACUGAACAUUAUCUUUUUUCAAGAUUAAGACACUGGAUGUGCAUUUCGACAAUGAUAGAGAUUUUUUUUGUCGUAAAAGAUACUGUUAAUUAAAAGGAUUGCGUUAUUCACAUGAUUUGGUUGUUUUUUUUUGGUUCAAAAGAAAUUACUUAAUGCCAUACUCAAAAACAGCUCGAGGUACUAAUGUAAAUCCUAGCACUACAAUGCUUAUAUAUAGCAAAAUCUUGAGGGGCCCAGUCCUGACUUCAAUAAUUUUAAAUCUUUAUAAACGGCACAUAUGGCUAGCAGUAAGGUACCUAUUUCCUCCGUUUUGAGCUCAUUUUUAAAGCAAAUUAAAAACAGACGAGCGGAUGUUGGACGGAUAUUCGCUCGUGUUACUUUUGUUAUCUGACUUGAUCACUGAAUCUGGUGUGAUUUAAUAUCCUGGUGCUGACUGCUUUGUAAAGUUUAGCCAUUUUAGUAAGUGUCUUGUUUAUAAACUGUUGUAGUUUUGGAAAAAAAACCUCCAAAUAAUUGUAUUGUAUUUGUAUUCAACCUCAUUAAAAUCAUAACGUGACGUUAAACUUCAUUCCAUUACGUCAAUAGCGACACGUCAUGGAACGUGUAAUGGGGUUUUAAUGAGGUUGAUCUUUAUUUGGUCUACAAAACAUUAAGAUCCAUGCUUACUAAAUCUUAAUUAUGUUCAGUGUGCUGUAAUCAUUGCAAAUAUUCAUAGUUUCCAUGUAAAUAAAUUCAUAGUCAUGGAGUGAAAUAAAUGAUUGAAAUACA
Mya arenaria is the source of this 10866-nucleotide messenger RNA. RefSeq names its product large neutral amino acids transporter small subunit 2-like. NCBI's taxonomy places the organism in Eukaryota, Metazoa, Mollusca, Bivalvia, Myida, Myidae. Bases 124 to 1611 code for a protein of 495 amino acids. The record is from RefSeq and is a predicted model, not a curated record. Gene Ontology annotation, biological process: amino acid transmembrane transport. The transcript is spliced from 11 exons. Gene Ontology annotation, cellular component: membrane. Gene Ontology annotation, molecular function: L-amino acid transmembrane transporter activity.